Molecule: messenger RNA, 1847 nt
Organism: Rosa rugosa (rugosa rose)
Lineage: Eukaryota; Viridiplantae; Streptophyta; Magnoliopsida; Rosales; Rosaceae
Exons: 12
Coding region: 514-1443 (309 amino acids)
Source: RefSeq, a predicted model, not a curated record
UAAGCUCUAGUCUCUCCACAUCUUUUGAAAAAAGAAGAAAAAACUCAUGUCAUUCAAUUUGUGGUUUUGUUAUGUAGUUGUAGGAUCUUCCCAUCCUACACAUGAGAUUCAAUUGAGAAAAAUGAUGAUGAUGAUGUCAUAUUUUCAUCAGGAAGGAUGCCCGACUCUAUUGAUCUCAUGUAUGGAGGAGUUAGGGAAAAAAGUUUCUUUCAUCUGGCUACACACACACACACACCCAGAGACAAGAUGUCUCGAAUUUUGGGCCUUCACAUCUUCUCUUCCCUUGGCAAACACAUAUUAUGCAAUUCGCAACCCAUUUUUUCCCCCUUUCCUUUGCAUUGUACCGAUUCCACACAUAUCUCUUAAAACUGGGCCGCGCUCUUAUAUAAACUCAAACUCGCGCUCGCCUGGGAAAAAUAGAGCCCCAAAUUCUUGUGAUUUCACAUUUCCCUACUCACAUUUCUGAGCCCUAGUUCCACGAGUCGUCUCGUCUCUACAGCGCUCUCGAUCGUCAUGGACAAGCGUGCCAAGUCUGUUUGUGGAUCCAAUGAAUUGUCUGGAUCAUCUGAGAUGCUCAAUAGCUCUGUAGCUAUUUCUACUGCCGAAUCUAAGCCAUUGAGGAUUGGAGGAGAUGAGCGUUUGGGUUCUGAGGAAUUUGGGGAGUCCUCCACUGCCAAUUCUGUGCCUAUGAUUCCUGCUGCUUCUGGAACAUCUGAGUUGGUCUCUAGCACUGCAGCUAGAGCUUCUGUCCAACCUAAGGCAGUGAGGAUUGGAGGUGCUGAUUCGUUGGGUUUUGAGGGAUUUGGGGAAUCCUCCAUUGCUAAUUCUGUGCUUGCGAACUAUGAAUCCUCUGGAUUGACUUGUGUGUCUGGAUCAGCUGCAUCUUCUGGAUUCCAAAAGCCUAUGACUGCUGCUGCUCCUGGGUCAUUAGCUGGACCAUCUGAGUUGGUCUCUAUCUCUGGAGAUGGAUCUUCUGGCCAACCUAAAGCAUUGAGGAUUGGAGGUGCUGAGUCGUUAGUCUCUAUCUCUGGGGAAUCCUUCAUUGCUGAUCCUGUGGGGAAGAGAAAAGGUAUGCGUAAGAAGCAUUUCCGCAAGAGGGAUUUUACCCUGAGUGAGGAGGGCAGUCAUGUUACCCCGAGUGAGGAGGGCAGUCAUGAGCAUGAGGUUUUCGGUUCAGAUGAUGAAUCAUCAUUGUUUGGUGGUUACUAUAAGCUGCUAUUUGCAGAGGAAGAACACUUGUCAGAAAAGGAGAAACAAGAUCAUUUCGUAAAGGAGAAGAUUCUGACUACCCCCAUUCCUCCUAUCACGAACACUUUUGAUAGGCCUAGCUGUCUGGUUGAGUAUGGCAGACCUGUUUUGGGCGGUGUCCCGGUCAAAUACCGGCAAUUCUCUUGGGAUAGAUUUGAUCACUUGGAAUCCCAAGAGAGUCAUGAUCUUUGGUAGGAGUUCCACUCUAAUUUUGUUGAUCCAGAGGAGUUUUAAUCAAGAUGUGUGUGCAAUUACAAAUAGGGUUGUUUCAGUAAGGAUCAAAGAACUUGCAGUUUUAUAUCAAUCACUUAAUCUUCAGUGAUAGGGAAGCUAACAUUGAACCAGCAAUGUCAUCACAUACGGUGCACAACCCAACAAGCAGAAAACUGACUGAAGCAGCAUGUCAUUGCAAUUCUUGCUUCACUUUUUGUUUAGAUAUUACUGGAGCAAGCAAUUUUUUGAUAGGCUAACACGUUUUGUUUAUAUACACCUAGAACAACUACUUUUUGGAAAAUAUUCCAGCAACAACUGUAAAUAAGUAAACCUUGGAUAGCCUAUUUUUUGAACACUCCACUAUGAUAAGAUCAUCCUUUGUUUUA